AUGUUGUUUUGGUGUCUCUUCAAUUUGCAGAUGGAAAAAUAUAUUGCUCAACUAACAUCAGUUGCAGUCGCUGAUGUUGAUGAUGGAUCAACUGAAGAGGCAAAACGUCGACUAUGCACCAACCCCCUCAAAAAUCUCAUAGCCUUGAGUUCAGGCUACGGUCAUCCUCUGCUCCAGGUUGCAUCAGGUUGGCUAGGAAAUCGCUUCAGCUGCAAAUCUGUGUUGGCCUUCAGUUGUUCUGUGGUUUUUUCUAUGACAUUGGUGACCGCCUGUGUGGUCAUGUAUGGGCAAAGAGUUGCCCUGAUUGCUGCAAGAGUCAUCAGCGGAUUGGGGCAUGGCUUUUCCCUUAGUCCUGCACAUGGUAGCAAAAAAUGGUCACCUCCUGCAGAACGAACUUUUAUGACAACUUUGGCAUAUUCAGGCAUAAUUGCUGCAAUGUUUUGCAGCAAUCUCAUCAAUGGACUUUUGAUGCAGAAUAUUUAUUGCUUUUCUUACAUAAUUAUGCUGUAUUGCUGUUCUAUGGCUUUGUGGAUGAUUUCCUGGAGUAUUUGUAUAUUUGACGAUCCUAAUUCGCAUCCUUACAUAACUGAGGAAGAAAAAUCUUUCAUCCUGGAUUCUCAAAUUAUCAGUCCUAUUGACAAAAAUCAUGGAACUUUACCUUUGAAAUCCAUCGUUCGAUCUUUGCCUAUAUGGGCUCUAAUUUUAGCACAGUGUGGCCAUGAAUUUUCAUUCCACAUCAUGCAGUUUAUGUUUCCAAAAUUUGUGAAUGACGUUAUUGGAUAUGAUCUGGAUAAAAACUGGUAA
This is a messenger RNA of Ctenocephalides felis (cat flea), 804 nucleotides long. RefSeq names its product sodium-dependent phosphate transport protein 1-like. The transcript has 5 exons. Gene Ontology annotation, molecular function: transmembrane transporter activity. Lineage: Eukaryota; Metazoa; Arthropoda; Insecta; Siphonaptera; Pulicidae. The coding region runs from base 1 to 804 and encodes 267 amino acids. Gene Ontology annotation, biological process: transmembrane transport. The record is from RefSeq and is a predicted model, not a curated record.